AUUCAGAAGAAAUUUUUUAUAAUCAAAUAAAUUAUUCUCUUGAAUUUCUAUUUUAUUUUAUAAAGGAAAACGUUAAAAUUACAACAAACACUUGUUAAACCAGUACAACAAAUCUAUAAAAUAAAAGAUAACCUCACCUUGUGAAUGAACGAUGUAAACAUCAAAAAAUUUUCGUUGUGUGAGUGAAGAUGACCGAAAUUAAUAUAAACAAUUUUAAACAAAAAUUUCCGGACAUCAAGAAGAAUAUUGAAGCGGCAAAGUUCAUUGGUAUCGACUUGGAAUUUAGUGCUUUGAAUCCCUUCACUAAUUACACUCCAAGUUUAUUCGAUAACCCGAAAGAAAGAUAUAUUAAAUUGAGAAAAAAUGUGGAAAAUACAAUCCCAGUACAAAUUGGGUUAACUGCCUUCAAAUUUGAUGCAGAUAGAAAUAGUUUCGAAGGAAGUGCCUAUACGUUCUAUGUGAAACCUGGUCUAUUUUCCCACAUCAACAGGUAUUUUCUUUUUGAGACUAGUGCCAUUGAGUUUUUAGCUUUACAUAAUUUCGACUUCAAUAAGUUUUUCUACACCGGUAUACCUUAUAUCAGUAAGAUUCAGGAAGAGGGUUUACUCAGAAAGCUCAAGAAUGAUGAUGUCUAUGAAACAAAUAUGAAUUUUUGUUCCAACAUGCAACCUAUUCUCGAUAAGGUGCUGAAAGAAGCUAAUGAAUGGUAUGAAGAGGCAAAGAUCGGGGAAAUACUGCCCCUGAAUGAUCUCACAAAUCGAUAUGUACGUGACAUUGAGUUCAAAUUUUUUUUUCAUAAAUAUAUAAGAAGAAAUUUUGGGGAUGUGAUGGUGCAUCUAAAUGAAGAGCAACUGUUGACAUUGAAGAAAGUUGCAACACAGGAGAUUGCUCAGAUGAACGGGUAUAAUGAUCUGAAUGAGGAGAUCCUUGAUUCACUUCUUGGAUUCACAAAAGUCUAUAAGCUCUUGGUUUCACUGAAAAAACCCAUCAUAGCCCAUAAUGCUUUGAUGGAUAUACUCAUACUUAUCACUAAUUUUGAAGGAAACUUGCCGAGUAGAUAUGAGGAUUUCAAAAAAUUAACAAUGGAAUUAUUUCCCAUUGUAUUUGAUACAAAGCACAUAUAUUAUGAGAUGCGAUCAAAAAUUCCAGAAAAUAAACAACCUAGUAAUUCAGAUCUGAAAACUUUAUUCCAUUACUUUCGAGAUGGAGUUGGCAGACAUAUUGCUAUGCUUUCUCCUGGUAUAGAAGUUGAGGGUGAUAAAGUGGCAAUUGGCAAGUUUCACGAUGCUGGGUGGGACUCCUUCUGUGCUGGUUAUAUUUUUAUCCGAUUGGCAUAUCUUGAAAUCCAUGGAAAACAUCCUUUGGGUAAAGUUUUUAUGCCUACAGAGUAUUUAAGAGGAAUGUUCCAGUACAAAAACUGUCUGAAUGUGAUCAGAGCUUCUAUCAAUUACGUUAACUUAAAUGGUGCUGAUCCUGCUUGCAAGAGGCCCCCUUUGUAUGUUAUAGAAGCUUGUGGUAGCAGGAAACUUGAUUAUAUGGAGUUGACUACAGCCUUGAGUGCAUUUGGAAGUAUAGAAGUAAAACCAAUUUCUUGGAGGAAUAACAAAGCGUUAGUAGCUGUAGACAAUUAUUCAAGUGCUAAAGCGAUGAUAAGAGAAUUCAAGAAAAGCGAAAGAUUUAAAGUACAUCAGUAUAGUUCAAUGAGGCAUUCUCCAGUGGUUCGUGCUGCUAUUUGGGGAAGCGUCACAUUAUCUGGAAUAACUCUAUUACUGCUUAUGCGAAUAGUUACUAAUAGAUGAUAAAAAUAAUGAUAUUACCUAAUUAUUAUAUUUUCCCAGCAUAGUUGAAUAAAAAUUGGUUUUGAAUUACA
Messenger RNA from Coccinella septempunctata (seven-spotted ladybird), 1870 nucleotides. Its product is annotated as pre-piRNA 3'-exonuclease trimmer-like. Gene Ontology annotation, cellular component: endoplasmic reticulum; cytoplasm. NCBI's taxonomy places the organism in Eukaryota, Metazoa, Arthropoda, Insecta, Coleoptera, Coccinellidae. The transcript has 7 exons. Gene Ontology annotation, biological process: nuclear-transcribed mRNA poly(A) tail shortening. The record is from RefSeq and is a predicted model, not a curated record. Gene Ontology annotation, molecular function: RNA binding; poly(A)-specific ribonuclease activity. Bases 189 to 1799 code for a protein of 536 amino acids.